AUGCAAACCAAAGCUUUGAUGGUGUUCAAGAUUGAUGAUGAAGGAAACACAGUUUACGCUAAUGAGAAUGGAGAUCUCUGCAUUUUCCUUUCAAAGUCUGAACCUUUCUGUGUUCCUGCUAGCUCCUUCCCCGGCAUGUCCUCUAACCGCGUGGCCUUCUUGGAUUUUGACGAGAACGUCUAUAUUAGUGUGCCCUGUUCCAACAUCAUUGGUGGCAAUUGGUCUUACAUAGCCCCUUACCAUAUUCCACCUCAAAAUCAUGAUCCGUAA
Eruca vesicaria subsp. sativa (arugula) is the source of this 270-nucleotide messenger RNA. The record is from the annotation of a GenBank genome assembly. NCBI's taxonomy places the organism in Eukaryota, Viridiplantae, Streptophyta, Magnoliopsida, Brassicales, Brassicaceae.